AUGGGGAAAACUGCAGCCAGGAAGACGGUUGCAGCAAAGGCAGAACAACUACGAAUAAUUAACAGUGUACAUGAAGACUUGAAAGUGACUGCUGCACAGUACGAAGAGACAAUUCAUGAGCUGGAGUCAAAAUUCCGCCAAAGACAGAAUAAGCAGGACCAGGCUAAAGAUAAGAUGACAAGGCUUGAACAGACAAUUAAACAACUUGAGGAUGAGAGAGCCCGACUGCAGGAACAUUGCCAUGAAUUGGUUGAAGAAAAUGGACAGCUUCAUGUACAGCUGGAGAUGGAAAAUUUAGCUGUGCAAACUGAGCAGAAUGUGAUGUCAACAGAGUUACGUAGGAAAGAAGGAUUGAUUCAUAAGCUGAAAAAUGAAAGGAUUGUCAUGCAGGACAAAGCUAAUGCGACUGAAGAAACAGUUUUUCAAUUUGAGAUGCAGAUGGAGCAUCUAAGACAACAGCUUAAAGCAUCAGAGAUGGAGAGAGAGAACAGUGAUAAGGCAAUCCAGAACUUGGAGAGACAGCUGCAAGAAUAUAGAGCACUCCAUCACGAAUCCACAAAGGAGGUGCAUCAGUGUGAAGAUACAAUCAGACAGUUGAAUGCAGAACUCUUAUCUAUUCACAAUACCCAGGAUUCAGUUGAAAAGAGAUCAGCACAAAAGGAGGAGACGAUAUACCAGCUGCAAGAUGAGAUUCAGACUCUACAACGUGAAGUCUUAGAGCUCCAGAGCAAGCUGUUGCGCAAAGAAGAUAAUCUGGAAAAAGUGAAGAAAGAGCUUGAAGCUGCAACAGAAGAAUCAAUCCAACGGGCACUUCAACUCUCCAACAUUACUGUGGAAAAGCAGAAGCUGGACAUAGACUUGACCGUACUAAGUGAGAAACACAUAGUCUCUCAACAAGAGAUUCACAGCAGGGAUCAAACUAUUCUGAAGCUGAAAUCAGAAUUAAAAACUGCAGAAGAAAACUUGAGAAAUGCAAAGGAGGAACUCACACUCCAGGAAGCAGAAGCAGCUAAUUUGAAGACAAAGGUAAAAAUGCUACAGGCUGAAGAACAGAGUUUACGAGAAGCCUGCAGAGAACAUGAUAAGAAAAUGAGUCAGCAGGAGAAGGCUAUACAGGACCUGCAGCAUGAGAAGGACAUCAGUAACCAGCAGAACCAGAGUCAGGAGAAAUCCAUUAAUCAGCUUCAGAAGGAACUGGAGGUUGUCAAGCAUGCACAUGAAUGUGAUGUGGAUCAUUUUAAUCAUGAAUCUGCUCGAUUACGGAAAGAACUCAACUCAUCUUCAAAGGAAUUACAACAGAAGAUGACCAAACUGCAACAGUACAAGUCCACAGUUGACAGGCUGAAUUCUGACUUACAGCAUGCACAUGAGCAACACCAAGAAGUGCUCCAUGAACAUGAUGACAUUCCACUAAAUUCCCAUAAUUCAUGUUUGAAAUCUUAUGGUGAAUAUAUAUCCCAGUUCGAAGACAUUGUGCACAAACAAGGACUGGAAAUGGCUCAGCUUAGACAACAGCAAUUUGACUCUGAAAAUCAAAUAGCUAUAGUCAAUCAGAACUGCAAAUCACUUGAAGCCAACUUGGAUCUUUAUAAACAAAAGUACCAAUCUUGUGUUAACAAAAUGACAGAGCUGGAAAAUGCAAAGCAACAACUGGAGGCAGACUUACAAGAUGCAAACAAACGGCUUUGUAGUCACGAUGAGACUCAUCACAAGCUACAAAAUGAGAUGCUUACAGUGAAGCAUCAAUGUGAAACCAAGUGCAGACAAGUGGAGAACUGUGAGGAUGCAAUUGAUCAUUUGACCCAACAGCUACAGGCUGCACAAGAAGAUCUGUCUGCUCACAGAGUACAUAUUGCCCAGUGUGAGGAGAUCAUUCGUAGUCUUCGGGAGCAGGCUGCUGUUCAUCACAAUGAGACUGCUGGUUGGGAAGAAAAUGUAGUAAAACUCCAAGCAGAUUUUGCUUCCUACAAAGCCACACACAGUCACGCUGAUGCAGAGUACGAUUUCCAGAUUGCUCACCUUGAACAACUAAAGAAGGAUUUUGCCCAAGCCAAUACUCAGAACUCUGAACGUUUGCAGGAAAUCAAAAAAUACCAAGAAACAGUGCAUAAAAUGAACCUGCACUUAACUACUGUAACCGAUCAAAAGGAUAAUGAGAUUACACAUUUGGAGAAAUUUGCCCAAAGCUUGCAACUGGACAAGGCAUCUGAUUUACAAAAACACCAAAUGGAGACAGCCAAACUGGGACAGCAGAUUAUGAAACUGGAAAAUGAUCUCCACAACUGUCAAAAACUAUACACCCAACAAGAACAGGCAAUACAGAAGAGAGAUGACCUCUUGAGAAAGUCCGAAGCAGACCUGCUCCAGGCUCGUGAUAGUAUCAAAGGGAAGGUAAGAGAAAUUGAGAAGCAAGGCAGCGUGGUGAAAGCUCUAACGAUGGAUCUUCAGAGGCUGGAAAAGGAAAUGCAGCAAAAGCAAAAUGAUAACAAUUCCAUCAAGACCGAGAGAGAGCAACUGAAACAGGAUCUACAAAAGACCAACAAACAAUGUAGAGAAUUAGUGCAAGAGCUGGCACACCAAGAGGAGAAACUUUUAUUGAUGGGGAACAGCCUGCAAACCACACAGGAUCAAGUCCGUGAUCGUAUUGCAGAAGCAGUACGACAUGAACAAGCAAAUCGGAAACUACAGUCGGAACUCAAAGCACUGAAAGAACAGACAAUUAACCAAAAAGAGAAGGAAGAUUACAGGACACAGAUUGAAAAACUCAAAGCUGAGAAUGCCCAGCAUAAACAGAGUCAUGAAAAUGCAGUCAGGGAAGGACUAAUGCAUCAGCAAUCAAUUUACAAGAUGGAGAUAGAAGUCAAUAGCAGCAGAGAACACAUUAAAAUGUUACAAGACCAGAUUCAACAGAGAGAGGAGGAGCGUGACCAAUUUCAAGAAGAAUUAAAAAUAGGACAGACCAGACAACAGGAGUUACAAAGGCACUUACAGAAAAUGAACGACCAAGUGGGAGAGCUAGAAAAAGAAAUUGAAGAUCGGAAUGCAAAGUUUAAAGUCAAUGUACUAGUAGUAAGUGGAGACUAUUAA
Molecule: messenger RNA, 3087 nt
Organism: Pristis pectinata (smalltooth sawfish)
Lineage: Eukaryota; Metazoa; Chordata; Chondrichthyes; Rhinopristiformes; Pristidae
Product: polyamine-modulated factor 1-binding protein 1
Exons: 20
Coding region: 1-3087 (1028 amino acids)
Biological process (GO): spermatogenesis
Source: RefSeq, a predicted model, not a curated record